GAGCACCUGGUAGUCGACGGGGCUCGAAGUGGAGUUGCGUACAGGGAACUGACUAAACAGCAAUGCGGACGAAGAAGGACAAAAACAAGGGAAUAGUCCGUUUUUGUGUAACAACCCGGCGGAUCGGGGCUUUGCUUGGUCGUCAGGCAUGAUUUAACAAGGGUUACCGUUACGCCUCCAAGACCGCACAGAAGAGGACAUUACCAGGCUUGGAAGCAGCUCCGGGGCGGAUAUUUUCCCGACAAAAACCCUUACCCACAGUCGUAUUCCCAGCCCCGGUCGUGUGGAAUAGUCCGCUAAAAGAAUGAAUGCUUGAAUAUUUUGUAUAUUGUCUAGUUGUGUUUUUUUUUUUUUUGGCCAGCACUGCUUUCCAUUUUUAAGGACUCGCUAUGGUGGACUCUCUUACCAUGAGGAAGACUUUUGUGGUCCCAGACAUAAAGCCGUUGGAUUUGUAUGACUCUACUAAAGCAAAAAUAUGCGCAAGUGUCGGGUGGCUACUGGCGAAGUCCUACGGCAGUGCAGAGAAUGUUCCUGCAGAGCUGCGUGACCCCUUUUACUGCGACCAGUAUGAGCAGGAGCAUCUUAAACCGCCAGUCACGCGCCUCCUGCAGUCCUCGGAGCUCUACUGCAGGACCUACAGCCUAUUAUUGGGGGGCACCGGAGCCGAAGCACAGCCCAAAGACAACGCCACCCUGCUGCAGCUCCUCACUCAGAGAGGCAAAGUCUCCAAAGACCAGGACACACCAGUUACCGAUGCUGACCUCCGACAUAAACCCAUCAAAAUGAGUGCUCACCUGGCAGUGAUAGAUGCCCUGAUGGCUGUGGGAGCCAUGGAGACGGUGACUGCGGUGAGGACAUGUGGUUCUGCUGAGCUACUGGGUGGAGCCUCCAGCUGGGAAGAUGCUCUGCUUCAUUGGAUUAAUAGAUUAAACCAGAAGUUAAGAGAAUGUACUGUAGAAGCCCAGAAUGAGCAGGACAUUACAGAGCCCCAACCUGUUCAACCCUCUUGUCCUACUCGCUGGUACUGGAAACUUGUUCCUCUCCGCUACAGGAAGGAUAAAAUACAGUCCAAAUAUAAGCCCAUCUUUCCAGUGGUGAAUGAAAUCAAAGACCUGUCCAGUGGUUGUGCUGUAGCUGCUGUCAUACAUUACUAUUGUCCUGGCCUGCUAAGACUUGAAGAUGUUUGUAUGAAGGAGUCCAUGUCUGUAGCAGACAGCCUAUACAAUCUGCAAUUCAUCCAUGAAUUCUGUGACAGCUGUCUGAAGAGCUGCUGUCAUUUGGCACUGGAGGACAUUUUAUACACCCCACAGGAGCUUCAGCUCAACUUGCUGAGCUUCCUAGCAGAACUGCUUAACUGGUUUGAAGUACGGAGGCCAGAAUUUGUUCAGCCAAUAGACACGUUGGUUUUAGAUGGAUCCACACCAUUAACACCAAGUAGCUUGAGUGGCAACAGUACCUCCCCUUCUAUCUUCAAGAAGCCUUUCCUCCCCAUCUCCUCUCCUGCGUCAGGAUCUUUGACUCAGUCUACCUCAAUGUCUCAUAUAGAAGGAGUUGGAAAAACAUGGAGCAAGAAACCUCUCAGCCGACCUUUGUCAGCAGUAUCCUUCAGCAUUCCUUUUGGCCUGGACAGUGAUGUGGACAUUGUGAUGGGCAACCCUGUAAUAACCCGCUCUGUGAGCUCAGACCAACUCAACCCAUCAGGCCAAAACAUGACCCGGGCGCCCUUCACCCCUCCUGAAGACCUUAGCCAUUUUUUAGGCAAACCCCCUGGCCCCAAUGGCCCACAUAGAGCUUCCUGGGCCACCCAAACUCCCAGUAUCCCAAAAUUGGCAGAGGAGAAUGGCCUUGCAGCAAGUGAAACAGGAGAGCUGCCUACCAUUGAAGAGGCUUUACAAAUUAUCCACAACGAAAGCAAGAUGGAACCCCGUUUACACCCUGAUGGUGCUCCUGAUGGCUUCUACCUCCACUCUCCUGAUGAACCUGCUAGUUCUCGACAUAACAACAACUUAACACCCAUCAGCUUCUCUGCCCCUACGCGCUCAGGAAUGAUGUACCGGCCUACAAGAGAGUCCAGGGAGCCCACUCGCACUAGAAACACCUCUGAAUGUUCACGAGAUGAUGACUCUGUCUUGAGAGAUGGCAGUGUGGACUCAGAUGCAUCAGAAGACCUGCCAAAGGCCCAGUCCACACCAACCACACCGGCUGCUGGUGCACACUCUGUCAGAAGCAAUGGCAAAGAGGUGUCUGAUAGUGGUGUAAAGAUGACCAGCUUUGCAGAACGCAAAAAAAAGCAGAUCAUUGAAUCUCCUAAAGCCAGCACCCCCUCUUCUUCUUCUUCUCAGAUGACCAUGAUGGCACAAAAGUCUGAAGAAAGCCCCAGCAAGAGCCCACAACUCAAUAAUGAGAUGUCUGAGCUGGGAACACGCCUUGAAGAAAAGCGCAAGGCUAUUGAAGCCCAGAAAAAACGCAUUGAGGCCAUUUUUGCAAAGCACCGGCAAAGACUGGGGAAGAGUGCCUUUCUGCAGUUGAAGAAGGAGCAGCAUGAGGAUGAAGGGGAGGGGGAAGGAGGGGAUGGCCAGGUCAGCACCUCAUCCACAGAAGAAGACCUUUCUCGCUUGACACUGGAAGAAAGACUAGCUCGAAUGGAAGAGGAAGAACAGCAGGAACAAAAUGAACAGCACCUCCCAGUGGCGGAUGUCCGCAAUGUCAAAGUAGGACUUCAAAUCAACAAACAGGCCAGUCAUUCCAAAGAAAGGGCCAGUACGCCAGGAGAGAAGGGCUCUGGGACUCCUGGUGAGAAAAUGGUAGCUCCACUAGGGGACUAUAACAAUGCUGUAUCCAAGCUGACUGCAGCUCUUAGCUCUCUGCAAAGUGACAUGCAGCGGCUCACCGAGCAGCAGAACCACCUAAUCACAAAGAAACCUGUAGAUGCCAUCAACAAAUCCUGGGUAAUUCCAGCCAGCCCUAAAACCGCCACCCCAGCCGCUGCACGCAUGUCGCGUGAAACCACCCGAGAUUUUAAUUCAGCCUUCUCCUCUCCGUCUCCAUCCCACAAAAUCACAAACCACACCCCUCCUCCUAAAUCCCCUAAAGUCCAUCGUAGAGCUCAAUCUGUGCCCCCUAAAAGCCCCAAACACCACCAACAUAAUCGUCCCGUGGACAAUAAGGUCCCAACCCUGUCAAGGAUUAUCACUGCACCUAAAAACGUGGACCGCAUUCCCCACCUUCGUCGUGUACAUCCCUGGCAAUCCCAAGACCAGAAUUUGUCCUCAUUCUCCAUUGGUGACUCUGACCGCCUAGAUGAGCUGCGCUCAUCUGGACCAACUCCUGUCCCCACGACGACUGUGAACCCUUUACCAACUCCUGCCGUGACGCCCCGUCCUACUGCAGAUGACGCAUUGUCAGUAGGCUCCAAUGACGAUCAUAGUAUAUUUAGCAUGGACCUGGAGGCCGGGCCCUCACAUGGUACUUUGGCUCACAAGGAAGGCCAUUUACAUGGGGGCUGCAGCUCUGGUGCCCCAUCAGAGUGUUCCUUUGAGAGUGACGUCCCUGCAGGGAUGUCAAAUGGCAAACGCAGUAGCCUGAUAGAGAUCUCGCUGUCUGCUCUGCGUGGAGAUGGGGAGGGGGAGGACCAAGUACCUGACGCUUUCUCUGACUCAAUGAGUGACCGGACAGAGCAAGAGGGGAAAGGAGGGGUUGGUUUCUUUUUCAAGGAUGAAAAGGAGCGACCGGAGGACGAAAUGGCCCAGCGAAGAGCAGCUUUGCUGGAGAAACAGCAGAAGAGAGCAGAAGAGAUGAAAAGACGCAAACUUGAGCAGGAAAAAGAAAAAGAAUCCAGCAAGCCUCAGUGGAUGAACAUUGAAGGCUGGGGGAACAAGAGUGAGGACAGACCCCAGACUCCAGGUACCCCUCCACCAUCAUGCACCCCGCCAGUCGAGGGGACUCCCCAGCGCAGAGGAGACUUCACUCGGCAGGAGUAUGAGAGGAGACAUCAGCUCAAGAUCAUGGAAGACUUGGACAAGGUUCUGAGGCAGAAACCCACCACGGUUCGCGGUGUCAAGAAGCAGAGACCCAAGACUGUGUUCAGAGAUGACUCCGUCCUCUCUCAUAGCCCUGCCAAGGGUUUCAUGGGCUCCAGGCUGAACAAGGUGUACUCCCAGUCAACCAUGAACCUUUCCUCCAUGGCUAAUGACUCUGGAAGCCUGAGUGUCAGGAAGUCCCCCAGCCGUUCACACUCUCCCUCUCGGCUAAUGUCACCAAGACGUACGAGUGCUCACAAUGGAGAGAAGGAUUGGGAGAAUGGCUCAACUAUUUCCUCCCCUGCCUCAAUCCCAGAAUACACAGGACCAAAGCUGUAUAAGGAGCCUAGCUUUAAGUCUAACAAGUUCAUCAUCCAUAAUGCUAUCACCCGCUGCUGCCUGGCUGGCAAGGUCAAUGAACCACAGAAAAACAAGAUUGUAGAGGAAAUGGAGACAAGCACGGCCAACCACUUCCUCAUCCUUUUCAGAGAUACCAGCUGUCAAUUCAGAGCAGUUUACACCAUGAACCCUGAAACUGAGGAGAUGGUACGACUCACUGGCAUUGGCCCCCGGAUCAUCGCACCCGAGAUGGUUGAGUCCAUUUACAAGUACAGCUCUGACCGCAAACAGUUCACUGUCAUCCCGUCCAAAACUAUGUCAAUGAGUGUUGACGCCUUCACCAUCCCUGGUCACUUUUGGCAAAAGCGCCCUGGAACUCCCAAGAAGCUUGGCACCCCCAAAUAAUGUCAGUUAUGGGUGAAGAUGGGUAAAGAUGUUACCUUUCAGGGAACCAACUCCCAACUGCACUCCUAUUGUCCUCUAUUUUGGCCAGAGAGGCACUUGAGAGGCAUUACCCAGUUAAUCUAGCAGUGUUUUUUGGCCAGUAAUCAACCUGGACUCUAAGAACAAUCUAGUCAACUAUACAUGCCAAGAGAAAGGGCCAAUCACUCACUCAGCCAUGUAGUUACAGUUCUCUUGAGGGCUUCUGAUUGUCUCUACCUAGAUUGUUAAACAUAAUGCGAUUGAUUCUGUUUGGAUGAAGAAUUAACUUUCCCUUGCACCCUGCCUCCUCAUGCCUUGCCUUACCCUGCCCUGGAGUCGUUUUUGCAACUCUUAGGUAAGAAAAA
Molecule: messenger RNA, 5146 nt
Organism: Etheostoma spectabile (orangethroat darter)
Lineage: Eukaryota; Metazoa; Chordata; Actinopteri; Perciformes; Percidae
Gene: camsap3
Product: calmodulin regulated spectrin-associated protein family, member 3
Exons: 18
Coding region: 390-4763 (1457 amino acids)
Biological process (GO): negative regulation of microtubule depolymerization; cytoplasmic microtubule organization; neuron projection development
Cellular component (GO): microtubule minus-end
Molecular function (GO): microtubule minus-end binding; calmodulin binding; spectrin binding
Source: RefSeq, a predicted model, not a curated record